Phaeoacremonium minimum UCRPA7 is the source of this 1407-nucleotide messenger RNA. RefSeq names its product putative c6 zinc finger domain containing protein. The record is from RefSeq and is a predicted model, not a curated record. Lineage: Eukaryota; Fungi; Ascomycota; Sordariomycetes; Togniniales; Togniniaceae. The transcript is spliced from 7 exons. Bases 1 to 1407 code for a protein of 468 amino acids.
AUGGCCCAAUGUGAGCUAUUUUGGAAGACAGGCAAGCAUGAGCACCCAUUGUGGAUGGCUCUUUAUCUGUCAGUCCUGAGCACAGCGGUAUGGUGCUCCCAAAAUAGCAAUAGAUUCCAGGGUCUGUUGGGCAUGCGACUACCUCAAAACCUGGCUGCCGAUCUAUGGGCAGCUAUGAUGGAAGUAUUAGCUUCCGGAAAGUAUACAGAGAACUUAUCAAUCUUCAGCAUUCAAGCUAUUGUGAUUUCGACAGAGGUAGCACAUAACCUGGGAAAAAGCGAGUCCAACGCCGUCCUCGUCGCCGCUGCUGUGCGAAUAGCCCAGUGUCUCGGUUUACACAAAAUCUCCGAUGCUCCCCAGCCAGGAAUUUUGACUGCCGAGACGUGGUAUGGUCGCGUCGAGAGAGAAGUUGGCAAGAGACUAUGGUGUAUCCUACGGAUACAGGAUCACUUUGCGAUCUAUUUCACUGACUCUUAUGUAAUCCACACCCUCUACUUCUCAACGUCCCUGCCGGCAAACUGUGAUGAUCAUGAUCUUGAAGCUAGGAGUCCUGAUGUACCAACUAUCAGCUCCUACACUCGAAGCCUAGUCCAAAUUGCUGCACUCAUACCCGAACUUCUCGAUUCUCUCGCAGCCGUUAGAGCACAGCCACUCACGGUGCACGAGAAGUAUGAUCUGGUCUUAAAAGCAGACCAGCGCAUGAGACAAUUAGUUGCUACCAUUCCUUCGUUUCUCCUGCAGGAACAGCCACGAGAAGUCUUGGUCGAUCAUCCAUGGUUGGAUGUUGCGAGACACAGCCUGACUGUUACGGCGGCAGAUAAGAUCAUCAUGAUACACCGCCCCUUCCUUGUGCAGUCCUUCAUCUCCCCACAGUACCACUACACACGAUCCACCUGCGUGGCAGCCGCAACGACGCUGCUCCGCGCUCACGAGCAGAUAUAUCUUGCCGACGACAUCUCCAUAUGGACACACUCCGCCUUCUGCGUCACUGCCGCCAUCGUGCUAUCCCUAGAACUGCUCUACCGCCAGCCAUCCGAGGCCGGCCCCGAUGCGAGCACGGCCGAACAGCGCGACACCUACAUGUCACUCAUCCUGCGCACGAAGGAGCACCUGCUGGAGCGAAAGAAUGACGUUGUCGCGGAGCGAGCGGCGAGGCUGAUCGAAGCCUGCCUCGAGAUGGAGAGGGUCAUCAGUGCCGGAGGGACGUCAGACGAGGACAGAUCUCCGCGAGUUGACCAUUUCCACGAGAUCAUAUCCAAGUUUCUUGGUACGCGAAUCUCGGAGAAUGACUGGCUGCUGGCAGAAAACAACACAGGCAUGAUCCAAGAUGGAGAUGACGCCAUUCGCGGACUCACAAACACAGACUUUGACAUAUGGUUUGAUCAAUAUUUUGGAUCGGUAUUGUAA